ACGAACAAAAUUAAAAUAAUGAAAUUUAAUGAAAAAGAAUUAAUUGAUGCAAGUAAAGCAGCACCACAAUUAGAAGGACGAUUGAAUUAUAAACAAGCUCAUAAAUCAGUUUUUAAAGAACGUUGGUUCAAGCUCAUGGGUAAUUUAUUAUUUUAUUUUAAUAUAAAUGAAUUUGGUAAUGUUGAACAACGUCAACCAGCUGGAAUAAUAAUACUAGAAAAUUGUAAAAUAAAUGAUGAUGUUAUAAAUGAUGGUGCAUUUGCAUUUAGUAUUGUAUUUUCAAAUGAUCAUGAAAAACGUCAUAUAUUAACUGGUAGAAGUGAAUGCCAAGUUGAACAAUGGAUUGGAGCAUUACGUCAAUCAUCUUAUGAAUAUUGGAGAACAAAGCUAAUAAUGUUACAAGAAAGAUUAUCUAUUAAGACUGGCAAUGAUCCAUUGUUAAUGAUACCAAGAAAUCAUGGUGUUGUUAGAGAUGAAGCAUGGAGUCAUCAUGUUUCACAUUCAUCUAGUUUUAGAUCACAUAUAAGAUCAUUUACAAAUACAUCAUCAACUGAGUCAAAAAUAGUCAAAAAGGAAUCUAAAAGUCUCAUUGAAUUAUAGCUAGUAAGUUAUUAAUAAGGAAAAUUAACAAAACAAUGACAAAAUAAAGU
Aphidius gifuensis is the source of this 650-nucleotide messenger RNA. Its product is annotated as pleckstrin homology domain-containing family J member 1-like. The transcript has 2 exons. Gene Ontology annotation, cellular component: early endosome; recycling endosome; trans-Golgi network. NCBI's taxonomy places the organism in Eukaryota, Metazoa, Arthropoda, Insecta, Hymenoptera, Braconidae. Gene Ontology annotation, biological process: retrograde transport, endosome to Golgi; receptor recycling; endosome organization. The record is from RefSeq and is a predicted model, not a curated record. Bases 19 to 600 code for a protein of 193 amino acids.